AUGAUCCCGUGUCAGGGGAAAGAUGAGGCUACUUUUCUCCAAGAGGAGGCAGGCAAGAAGGAUUCACUGCAGUCAGAGCAACAGCUGGCCCAGCUGACACAACAGCUGGCCCAGACAGAACAACACCUGAACAGUCUGAUGGCCCAGCUGGAGCCCCUUUCUGAGCGUGUGACCACCCUGGCUGGAGCCCAGCAGGAGCUUUUGCACAUGAAGCUACAGGCCAUCCACCAGCUGCUACAAGAGAGCAAACCAAACAAGGGUGUGGAGGUUCCAGAACCAGAGGCCAGCACACUCUAUCCUGAGGACUUAUCUAUAGAGGAGGACGAGGAAGAAGCUGGUGACAGUCAGGCCUGGGAGGAGCCCGUAAACUGGAGCACAGGGACGAGGAACCUAGCUACUCCCGGGGAAAUGGAGCAGGGGCUAAGGAGAAGAUGCCGGAAGGCUGCAGCAAAGGGCCCCAGUCACAGCCCCUACCGGGGAGGAGGGACAACAGCUGACAGUUUAGUAAAACAGAGUCUGUUCUUGUGA
This is a messenger RNA of Lipotes vexillifer (Yangtze River dolphin), 528 nucleotides long. Its product is annotated as coiled-coil domain-containing protein 107-like. The coding region runs from base 1 to 528 and encodes 175 amino acids. The record is from RefSeq and is a predicted model, not a curated record. The transcript is spliced from 5 exons. Lineage: Eukaryota; Metazoa; Chordata; Mammalia; Artiodactyla; Lipotidae.